CGCAGGUGCAAGUGAUUCGUGAUCGCGUCGGUGCGAAUAAUUCGGAGCGGUGUUUUGUGAAGCGAUUGUUGUAAUUUAAUUUUGCACGUUUACCCGUGAACAUGCAGGGUACAAUUAUCGAAAAUUUGAGCGGGAAAAAGCUCUCCGUACUAGUGACAUUGCUAGUUAUCGCGCAAGUGGUGUGCUUUUUAAUAGGCGGCUUAAUAGCACCAACUCCUGCCAGCAGUCAAAGUAUUCUUGGAACUCCCUGUAAGGACAUUCGGAUUAAUGGAACUGAACCAGGGGGUGGAAAGUGGUUUUAUUCUCGAGGAAAAGGUGCCUGUACAGCGGUUCAUUCUAAUCAUUUUAUUUACGAUAGUUACCAUCAAGCUUAUGAAGUCGUAUAUACAUUCCAGAUGCCAGUGCCAAAGAAUAGUUUGCAACUGGAUUAUUCACGUUGGCAACAGAAUCUUAUUGGUGUAUUGCAGAUAGACAUUGUGUAUGACAGUCAAAUAGAAAUUGCUCCAAGGACCAAAAUAACACUGGAUGCAAGAUUGGCAUAUAGGAAUAAGGAUGAUUCAGAAGAUGCUUGGAAACCAUAUGCAGCAUCAGUUGUUGAAAGGAUUUUAGAUUGCAGUAUUCAAAAUGAAAAAGAACAAUACAAUUACAAUUGUAAUAUACUUCCAUUAUUUGAAUUAGGAUCCUUGCAUCAUGAUUACUAUCUAUUAAAUAUACGCAUUCCUGCCGAUACUGACAGAAACAUUAAUCAAGGUUUGGGUCAUAUUACUGAUUUGUGGCUCACUGUUAUAAAUCAAAAUGGAGGAUUUACAAAAGUAUGGGUGAGCUUGAAGACAAUCUAUUUCCCAAUAAUUGCGUGUGUUCUUGCUUGGUAUUGGAGGAGAGUAAAUAUGCUUUCUCGGGCUCCUGCUCUUUUGGAAUACAUGCUUUUGGCAUUAGGUUGUGCCCUUACAUUUUUGAAUUUACCCUUGGAGUACUUGACACUUGCAUAUGAUAUGCCAUUUAUGUUGCUUCUGGGAGAUAUUAGACAAGGUGUGUUUUAUGCAACACUUUUAUCAUUUUGGCUUGUUUUUGCGGGCGAGCAUCUUAUGAUUCAAGAAGGAGACCAAAGAAACACUCUUAAGUGCUACUGGCGUCAUCUAUCUGCUGUUGGUGUAGGAUGUCUUUCCCUCUUUGUAUUUGAUAUGUGUGAACGUGGAGUUCAGUUAAGAAAUCCCUUCUACUCUAUUUGGGUCACAGAUCUUGGAACAAAGUUAGCUUUAUCAUUUAUUAUUCUGGCUGGAAUUUCGGCUGGCAUUUAUUUAUUAUUUUUAACAUAUAUGAUAUGGAAAGUUUUUACAAACAUGAGUGAGAAAAGAGCUGCACUGCCCAGCAUGAGCUCAGCACGUCGUUUACACUAUGAAGGAGUAAUUUACCGUUUUAAGUUCCUGAUGAUGACUACAUUAUUAUGUGCUUCAUUAACUGUGGUUGGAUUUAUUCUUGGACAGGUGGCAGAAGGGCAGUGGAAAUGGGAUGAGGAAUUGGAGUUGGAAAUGACUUCGGCAUUUUUCACUGGUGUUUAUGGAAUGUGGAACGUAUAUAUUUUAGCUUUGCUCUGCCUUUAUGCACCUUCUCAUAAGCAGUGGCCCAUUGAACCUUCUGGUAAUUACUCGGCAACAAAUAUAUAAGAAGAUGAAAUCAAUCAGAAAACAGUCUGAGUGAAGAAAUAGAAUUUUCUCGAUUACCGACCGAUCCUCAUGAGAUGUUGUCUUUGACAGCUUUCGCACGAAAAACGGCAAUGGAGUAAUUUUAAUCUGAAAAGUUUUAUACUUUUCCAUUUACUAAUAAUUGCAUGGUAGGCCUAGAUCAAUAAGGCACAAAGCUGUUGUGCAGUAUUUUAAAGGUAAAUUGACUGAGUGAUGAUGAAUAUUUUGUGGUUCCGUUUUAUAUGCAUCAUUCAUUUUACUGUAACAUCAUCACUUAAAUUUUUUAUCCGUUACGUUUAUUGCAAAAAUCAGAGCAGAAUUUUUUUGUGACAGAACAUGUUCACUUGGCACAAGUACUUAUAUUUGUAGAGUUUUAAUGUGCAGGGUAAGUACGAAGUCAGUAAAUUUGGAUAAAUAGAUUAUUUAUCACAUUAAUAAGUAAUAACUAUUUUGUUCAAUGACUCCUACGGAAAUAAACAUUUUUUGGGACGGUAAACUUUGACAAUCAAUAGUUUGCAAACAGCAAAACUGUUGGAUAUUCAUAAGUGAUAUAAAAAGUUUUAUGUCCCAAAAUAUGAGUCGACUGAUUUUUCUAUGUACAGCAGGUUUUUAUACGUAGCGUCAUGAUACAUAGUUGAUUAAUAUUAUAUUAGUGUUUAUGAAAAAUAGUGAGAAUCUCAACAAUAUCAGUGCACAGAAGACGAAAAGUUAUUUCAGACUGACAAUUUUUAAAGAAAAUUAAAGCAAUAGCAUUGUGCAAACAGGAUAUAACGUCUUAAAUUACGAUCAUGUAAUUAUUUAAUUGUCCAGUUUAUGUCGGAGCCUUCCAGGGGUUUUUAAUGUUUACAAUUUUUAUUAUAAACACGCUCCUUCAGUUUAAGCAACAUAUCGAUGUUGGGCAUUUACUUGUGAUUAACCUUUGAAGGUAUUUGUGCAUCCAGCUGCAGAAUUAGUAUUAGAGGAUCAGUAUUCAGUACUUAUUUUUAGAACUCAAUGUGCAAGUUAAGAAAUUAUCAUUGUCAUUUCUGUCAUUUCAUAUUGACAGUAUUCUCGUGGUGUACACGAGCAGUGAUAGGCCAAUUAUAUUCUUAGUAUUCAAUAUCAUACAUUCGCAUAUAAUUAGGUAUUUAAAUACUUCUUAUAGUUAUAAUCGAAAACGCGUAAAAAAUGUGAUAGUGCAAUAAUAUUAUUCAAACUAAUUGUGUUUGGCAUAUAGUUGAACGAUUCUAUUCUGACGUCAUAUAGUAUAAUGGUAAUUAAUAAAAAUACAGCGAAUAAACGUAGGAAAAUGUGCAGGAAAUCAAAAUAACAAGCCUACGGAGAGCUUAAGACUCCACAAAAUAUUAGUUCGUAAGAAAGUUGGUAUUAGGCAUGCCUGAAAAAAAUGUUUCUCAAUGCUUAAUCUAGACUAAACGUAGCUCCAUCCACGGGGUAUCAUUUUGUCAUGUCUACCAUUUAAAUAUGUAAGGAUAAAUGUACCAUUGUUUUUACAAUAUUGACUACCUUUUCGUAAUUUUUUAAAACUUUUGUACUGCAUUCUUCAAAAUAAAUGGAUUCGCUGGAAAA
Orussus abietinus is the source of this 3248-nucleotide messenger RNA. RefSeq names its product protein wntless (gene wls). The record is from RefSeq and is a predicted model, not a curated record. Lineage: Eukaryota; Metazoa; Arthropoda; Insecta; Hymenoptera; Orussidae. Gene Ontology annotation, cellular component: endomembrane system; organelle membrane. The coding region runs from base 102 to 1664 and encodes 520 amino acids. Gene Ontology annotation, molecular function: Wnt-protein binding. The transcript is spliced from 12 exons. Gene Ontology annotation, biological process: Wnt signaling pathway; Wnt protein secretion; intracellular protein transport.